This is a messenger RNA of Callithrix jacchus (white-tufted-ear marmoset), 4312 nucleotides long. The record is from RefSeq and is a predicted model, not a curated record. NCBI's taxonomy places the organism in Eukaryota, Metazoa, Chordata, Mammalia, Primates, Cebidae.
UCAGAACUGCUCGGGUCGGGGUGCUGGCUGGGGUGAUAAGGCGUUUACAAAGAAGGUAGUGCUUUGUGCCAGAUCCGUCCCUCGGGCUGACUACGUUGGGUGGCAAGAGGAGGGUGGCUUGCGGCUCGAGGACCUGCUUCUGUUUCGUCUGGGGCCUUUUCUGAAGAAAGAAGUUCUGUUUGAUCCCCUGUUUGCAGAAUUAGAGCUGGACUUGGAAAGAGAUUUUAAUGGUUCCUAGGUCAGCCUCCUUUCUUUAGCUUACUUCAUGCUCUCUUCAGCUUUACUUGGUGCUUCCAGUUCCUGAGCCUUAUGAAGGGUUUUGCUGUGUAUACCAGGUUGCUUCAUGGACCGCUUGGGAUUCCUGCUUCUCAAGUCUACUACGGUCCCAUAACAAUUGGAAUCCUUGGGCCAGGCGUGUUGGGUCACACCUGUAAUCCAAGCACUUUGGAUGCCAAGACGGGCGGAUCACCUGAGAUCCAAGACAUACGCAUGAAUGAAUGCAAUGAAUAAAAAUCACACCUGGGAAGUUUCAAGGGCCUCCUAUACCAGUGCGCUUCCCACCUGCCAUGCUCAGCCCCUGUAAGGCGCACGAUCUGAGGAGGUGAUUUAAGUCGGCUACAAGACCAGGCGGACGCCGGACCCGGAAAGCCCGCGCGCUCUCCGCCCCGCCUGGAGGGAGGGCGUGGCCCCAGCACAGCAGCCCUCACACGGAACCCGGAUAUGACCUCGUUCUGACGGAGGCUCGGCCUUUUCCGCCCCUACUGUGGCCCGCGGUCCCCCCCUGCCCCGCCCCGUGAUUGGUCGGCCGGCCUCACGUAAAAAAAAAAUCUUUUUUGUGCCUGCGACGAAGCCUUCGGCGAAAGGCGUACACGUCGCAGCCAAUGAGAUGAUAGAAACGCAAAGCAGCGACCAAUGACUAGCUGGGAUGGGAUGGGCCGGCCGACCAAUCACGAGGCCUCGAAACCGGAUCUGGUUGCUGGACUGGGAAAUCUAGCUCGGAGAAAGCGUGAGAGGCUCUUCACGUGGGGCAGGGACAGCAGGCGCGGAGGAGAGGGCGAGCGUCUGUGAGAUUUAGUGACCCGCACGUGCGUUUGUCGUGUAAAGGUCAUCCGUGGGGUUUGGAGUGGGGGAACAAAUCAAUGUGACUUUUUCCGUGGAAAGAAUUUCCACUGCAGUAUCCCCUAGCCUGCGUGUAGUGGGCAAGCUCCUCAGAUGCCUCACAGGGAGUAGGGGAGUCUUGAAGACGCAGCUCCGGCAGUAGGAACAUGAACCUCUUACCUAAAAGUACCAAGGAGUUUGGCUCCGUUGACUACUGGGAGAAGUUCUUCCAGCAGCGUGGAAAGAAAGCUUUCGAGUGGUAUGGAACCUACCUGGAACUGUGCGGGGUGCUACACAAAUAUAUCAAGCCCAGAGAAAAGGUGCUGGUGAUUGGGUGUGGCAACUCAGAACUGAGUGAGCAACUGUAUGAUGUGGGCUAUCAGGAUAUAGUGAACAUCGACAUCAGUGAGGUUGUCAUCAAGCAAAUGAAGGAAUGCAAUGCCACCCGUCGGCCCCAGAUGAGAUUCUUGAAGAUGGACAUGAUGCAGAUGGAGUUUCCUGAUGCCUCGUUCCAGGUGGUGUUGGACAAGGGCACCCUGGAUGCUGUCCUGACAGAUGAGGAAGAGAAGACCCUGCAACAGGUGGACAGGAUGCUGGCUGAGGUUGGCCGUGUCCUGCAGGUGGGCGGUCGCUACCUCUGCAUCUCCUUGGCUCAGGCUCACAUCCUGAAGAAAGCAGUGGGUCACUUCUCCCGGGAGGGGUGGAUGGUGAGGGUGCACCAAGUGGCCAACAGCCAGGACCAGGUGUUGGAAGCAGAGUCUCAGUUCUCCUUGCCUGUCUUUGCCUUCAUCAUGACCAAGUUCAGGCCAGUCCCUGGCUCUGCCCUUCAGAUCUUUGAGCUGUGUGCUCAGGAGCAGGGCAAGCCUAUGCGGCUGGAGAGUGCCGAGCGGCUGGCUGAAGCGGUGCGGGAGCGGCAGCAGUAUGCCUGGCUGUGCAGCCAGCUGCGCCGCAAGGCCAGGCUGGGGAGUGUGUCUCUGGACUUGUGCGAUGGGGACACGGGGGAGCCACGCUACACCCUCCACGUGGUGGACAGCCCCACUGUGAAACCAUCGCGGGACAAUCAUUUUGCGAUUUUCAUCAUCCCCCAGGGCCGGGAGACUGAGUGGCUCUUUGGCAUGGACGAGGGCCGGAAACAGCUGGCAGCCAGUGCUGGCUUCAGGAGGCUGAUUACCGUGGCCCUUCACCGAGGUCAGCAGUAUGAAAGCAUGGACCACAUCCAAGCCGAGCUGUCGGCUAGAGUCAUGGAGUUAGCACCAGCUGGGAUGCCUGCCCAGCAGCAGGUGCCCUUUCUGUCUGUGGGGGGGGACAUUGGGGUCCGGACCAUUCAGCACCAAGACUGCAGCCCCUUGAGUGGUGACUAUGUCAUCGAGGACGUGCAAGGGGAUGACAAGCGAUUCUUCCGGCGACUGAUCUUCCUCAGCAACAGGAAUGUGGUGCAGUCAGAAGCCAGGUUGCUGAAGGAUGUGUCUCACAGAGCCCAGAAGAAGCGGAAAAAGGACAGGAAGAAGCAGCGGCCUGCUGAAGCAGAGGACCUCCCUGCAGCCCCAGAGCAGUCCAUUGAUAAGAGUUACCUAUGUUGUGAACACCACAAAGCCAUGAUUGCUGGCCUUGCCCUGUUGAGAAACCCAGAGCAACUCCCAGAGAUCCCACUGGCAUUGUUGGUUGUAGGCCUGGGCGGGGGCAGCCUCCCCCUCUUUGUCCACGAUCAUUUCCCAAAGUCCUGCAUUGAUACUGUAGAAAUCGACCCCUCCAUGUUGGAAGUGGCCACCCAGUGGUUUGGCUUCUCCCAGACUGACCGAAUGAAGGUCCACAUUGCAGACGGCCUGGACUAUAUUGCCAGCCUGGCAGAAGGAGAAGAAGCACAGCCUCGUUACGAUGUCAUAAUGUUUGAUGUUGACAGUAAGGACCCAACACUGGGAAUGAGUUGUCCACCUCCAGCAUUUGUGGAGCAAUCUUUCUUACAGAAGGUUAAAAGCAUCUUGAUUCCUGAAGGUGUUUUUAUUCUCAACCUCGUGUGCCGAGACUUGGGGCUAAAGGACUCAGUGCUGGCUGGGCUCAAGGCAGUGUUCCCCCUCCUGUAUGUCCGGCGAAUUGAGGGUGAAGUGAAUGAGAUCCUGUUCUGUCAGCUGCACCCUGAGCAAAAACUUGCCACACCAGAGCUCCUGGAAACAGCCCAGGCUUUGGAGCGGACCCUGAGGAAGCCUGGGAGGGGUUGGGAUGACACGUAUGUCCUUUCAGAUAUGCUUAAGACAGUGAAAAUUAUGUGAUUGCUUAGGCCUAGCAGCCCUCCUGCCUAGACUGACCUUGGACUCCCAACUUGCCAGAGACUGAAGAAAUACAAUACACAGUACUCUUAAGCUUCAUAUUUUUCUUGGUUUCAUACUUAACUACGUGUGACCUCCAGCUUGGUGAGGUUGCCUGAAGAUUAGGGAAAAUAAAAAUGUCCUUCCCAUCUUGUUCUCUUCAGUACCACUUGGGUUGGUUCGUCUUUGCUUCCUACAGCAUAUCUUUGAGUAGAAUUCCCCACUGAAGCCCUUAGCACAUGCUGCAUGCCUUAACAAGUAUAUACCAAGUUCUUCAGGACUCAAGACAGCCAAAUGUUAUUGCAUCUCUACUUACACUGGUUUGCUUUUCAUUUAUUCCUCUCUUAGUUCUAUAGUAGUAAUCUCAAGUGAGACUGCAGAGCAAGAUGCCAAAAGACUAUAAACAGAGUAGAGUUUCUAUAGAUGUGAGACAUCCACAGAGUUUCUCACUGUGGAUGAAACCGCUGCUGAAAUGGUUCCAAUUUUUAGGAAUCUGCUAACCCACUUCAUUAUUUGACAGCUUUCCUUGAUGAUGCAAACCUUAUAGCCUAAGCCAUUUGUCUUUUACUCAGUGGAGGGAGCGUAUGGACCUGGCCUCAUGGCUUUGCAUGUCAGAGACCUGGCAGACUAAAGUCUCUGGUGUUUGUUUACUGACAUUCAUUGAGUGACAACUAUGUGCCAGAUUCUGUGUAAAGAGUAGUGGUAGAAGUGAAAAUGUCUAAGAAUGACCAAAAACAUUAGUAAUAAAACUUAAUGGGUUCUGGGCAUUUUUCUAAGUGGUUUAAAGCACGGUCUCAUUUAAUCUGAGAUAAAGGAUUGUUAAGCCCAAACUAUAUCUAAACUCAGAUUUCACUCGGCUGGAAACAUCAAUCUUAACCAUUUAUUGAGAAAUAUUAAAUCAGUGAUUCCAA